AGUUUGUUCAUUUCUAAUUUGACUACAACAUCCUUUAUGGGCUGACGGUUUUUAUACUGACUGUUGACGUGUCUCAUAAAUAAUGAAGUUGAUAUUCAAAAUAUUAAUUGGUUUGAGUGCGGUGGUGAUUGAAGCAUUGGAAAUCACAUCCGGGAAAGUAUUCAGCCGGCCCACCGGUAGGGCGACAUCGUGCAAUUUAACGGGAAAUUCCAUAGACGAACUUAACGCAAUCAAAUCCUCUUGCAAGAAUAUCGUCAUAGAAAACCUCCGCGUUCCAGCUGGUAAAACUUUAGAUUUAACAGGAAUAUCGGAUACAUCGAUUACAUUUAGAGGAAACAUUUCGUUCGGAUACGCAGAAUGGAAGGGGCCGUUGGUUUUGAUUAGUGGCAGUAAUGUAAAUAUAACAGGUGAAAGAGGACACGUGUUCGAUGGUCAGGGUGCUAGAUGGUGGGACACCCUCGGUGGUAAUGGUGGCGUUCGAAAACCAAGAUUUUUCAAAAUCCGAUAUUUGUACAACGGAGUUGUGAACCAUUUACAUUUUCUUAAUUCACCACGCCAUUGUUUCGCCAUCCACAACUGCACCAAUAUAACGGUAAAUAAUGUAGUUAUGAACACGAAAGACGGAGAUACCCAAGGAGGUCACAACACCGAUGCAAUUAACGUGAAAGGUUCCGAAAACGUAUUCAUCAGCGACACUAUUGUAUACAAUCAAGACGAUUGUUUGGCCGUUAGAUCCGGAAAAAACAUCCAUUUCAAAAAAGCUUUCUGUUCUGGUGGUCAUGGGAUGUCGAUUGGAUCGGUCGGCAACAGGACAAAUAACGUUGUUGAAGACGUUUACAUCACCGAUUCUAUUGUGGUGGACUCCGAGAACGGAGUUAGAAUAAAAACGGUAGUCAAUGCGACUGGAUUAGUUUCCGGUGUUACUUAUAACAACAUUACCAUGAGGAAUAUAACCGACUUUGGAAUUUUGAUGCGAGGCGAUUAUAUGAAUAUGCCGGGUCCUACAGGCACUCCCGGCAAUGGCGUUCCAAUCCUUAACGUUACCAUAACAAACGUACGUGGCACAGUUCAACCGAACGGGACCAAUAUUUACAUUCUGCUUGGCCAGGGUGUUGCCCAGAAUUGGUAUUGGAACGAUAUAGACAUUUCGGGUGGAACCAGAAGAAGAGUAUGUCAAGGAAUACCUCCAAAUUCCGGUGCUUUUUGUGCAUAAGAAAAAUUAUUUACUUUCAAUUGUAUCUUCUUCGUAUACACAUAUAUAUAUGUCUAAAUUGCGCACUAUCCUGUUUGUCAUGAAAUAUGAAUAAAAUAAAUAAAUUACCCUACUC
Molecule: messenger RNA, 1328 nt
Organism: Agrilus planipennis (emerald ash borer)
Lineage: Eukaryota; Metazoa; Arthropoda; Insecta; Coleoptera; Buprestidae
Product: endopolygalacturonase I-like
Exons: 1
Coding region: 83-1213 (376 amino acids)
Biological process (GO): pectin catabolic process
Cellular component (GO): extracellular region
Molecular function (GO): polygalacturonase activity
Source: RefSeq, a predicted model, not a curated record